AGAACUUUGAAACGGCAUGCCACUUACCAAACCAGCACCACCACCACCAAAGCCAACAUUUGACGAAUUCUCAACACCUGCAGAUUUUAAUGACAAGUUCAAAAAGAAGGAGACAACAAAGUACAUGAACCCAUGUUCGGUUGAGGAGAAACAAAGCAUGAAGUGCCUGGACAAAAACAAUUACGACAAGUCAAAAUGCGAUUACUUUUUUAUCCAAUACAAGGAAUGCAAGAAGAAAUGGCUUGAGGAUAGACGCCAAUUAAGAAGAAAGGGCUUAUUGUAAAUAAUCUUAAGUUCACAAAAUCUGCAGUAAUUUGACAUCUCCAUUUACAUUUUUAAAAACUGAAAGUUUAUUUUACUACACAAGACCAUCACGCACAUUCUACACAAUUUAAUGUUCACACAUAGACUCAAUCACAAAAUAUUAUAGAAUUUAAAUGC
Phycomyces blakesleeanus NRRL 1555(-) is the source of this 441-nucleotide messenger RNA. RefSeq lists its product as hypothetical. The transcript is spliced from 2 exons. Lineage: Eukaryota; Fungi; Mucoromycota; Mucoromycetes; Mucorales; Phycomycetaceae. The record is from RefSeq and is a predicted model, not a curated record. The coding region runs from base 17 to 283 and encodes 88 amino acids.